Cherax quadricarinatus is the source of this 619-nucleotide messenger RNA. Lineage: Eukaryota; Metazoa; Arthropoda; Malacostraca; Decapoda; Parastacidae. The record is from RefSeq and is a predicted model, not a curated record.
AGGAAUGGAACUCCAUCAUUAAGUAAGGAAAGGCUGUACUCUGUAUUAUAAAAAGACUUCCUUCCAGAGGUUGUGCAACUGCUGGGGUCAUAAUGAGUGUCAACAACUCUCUCUAUAUGGGUCCACUGCUAGGAUUUGGAAGUGACAAGCAAAAGGAAGAGUGGAUCACACCCUUUACAACAGGAGAACGCGUUGGAUGUUUUGCUCUUUCUGAACCCGGUAAUGGUAGUGAUGCAGGUGCUGCAUCAACUGUGGGUAAAGAAGAUGGUGAUAGUUUUAUCUUGAAUGGCACCAAGGCUUGGAUCACUAAUGGUUAUGAAUCUGAGGCAGCGAUUGUCUUUGCUACAACAGAUAAGGCUAAAAAGCACAAAGGAAUAUCUGCAUUUAUAGUCCCCAAACCCACAAAGGGUAAGUUAAUCUGUGUAUAUGCCAGUUAUUUGGGCUGCAUUGAGGGAUUUUGCAAUAGAUUUGCUCAACAUAAAAGUUAGAAAAUAUAUAAUUCCUUUUAAUAUUUUUUCAUCCAAAGCUUAUUUUACAUGUAGUUGUAUUAUACAUUACAUUUACAGUAUUAUUCUGAUUCAAGCUGAUCAUUAGUAGCAAAGUUAUAUGGAAUGAGUAA